UUUUGACCGACAGUAAUUGGAUUCAUUCCUCGACAUGCUGUUCAAUGUCUACCAACAAUAUCGAACUCUUUCUCUAAGUUUUAUUAUAUGGAAAAAUGACAAUUCCUAAGCAAGGAAUUGCUGAGCUACUAGUCAAAAAUAGCUAGAAUUGGUCACAGCUCCAGCAUACGCAGGGUUUGACAGCAGAAUGUUUGUAAUUUCCAAAAAGAACGGAGGAUGCCGUGCUGUAUUCAGGCUAAAAGCCCUAAACAUCUUCGUUUGUUGCCCUCGCUUCAAAUUGGAAAAUACAGCUGAUCAAGCUAAUAAAUAUGGAGAACAUUCGCAACCGCUUCGCAGGACAAGGAUACUGCAACGCAACCAUAGGACACUUGGUCAAGACAGUAGAAGCGCUAACUGGUUUAAAAUUGCCAUAUCGACGAGCAAGUUAACAAUUAUGCAACGAGCCACCCGAUAGUCGUACCUUUAAUGAACCAGAUGAUCACAUAUUACUUUCUACUUUUAUGUUCCACUGUUUUCAAAGACCUUGAUAAUUCUCGUUAAGUCUUUUAUGGCUCUUACUUCUCCAAGUAUUCGGACAUUGCUCCUAAUUAAAAGUCUAAGGCAAACAAAUAUUCAC
Molecule: messenger RNA, 616 nt
Organism: Umbelopsis ramanniana AG
Lineage: Eukaryota; Fungi; Mucoromycota; Umbelopsidomycetes; Umbelopsidales; Umbelopsidaceae
Exons: 1
Coding region: 188-454 (88 amino acids)
Source: RefSeq, a predicted model, not a curated record